Carassius gibelio (silver crucian carp) is the source of this 7374-nucleotide messenger RNA. RefSeq names its product protein MTSS 2. Gene Ontology annotation, biological process: plasma membrane organization; cell projection assembly. Gene Ontology annotation, molecular function: phospholipid binding; actin binding. NCBI's taxonomy places the organism in Eukaryota, Metazoa, Chordata, Actinopteri, Cypriniformes, Cyprinidae. Gene Ontology annotation, cellular component: cytoplasmic side of plasma membrane; actin cytoskeleton. Bases 404 to 2656 code for a protein of 750 amino acids. The record is from RefSeq and is a predicted model, not a curated record. The transcript has 14 exons.
CUCACUCAGCAGUCUCUGCCGCGCGAGUGGCGCACCGACCCACCGCUCCACGCACACACUCCGCUCCUCACAUCCAUUCAGCUCGAUUCCGCAUCGUUGUCCGAAGAUGACCGUGAAUAUUACCACGAGCCUAACCUCGUAUAUCUCCACCAACCGCGGAGAGUAGAACCGGAGCCGAGGAGAGAGAGAGAGAAACCCACCUACCUCUCUCUCGUCUCUCCCCAUCAUCUGCUUCAAUCCUCUGGGCAGCAAACCGACAGCUGAAGACACAGCGAUAUCUGCUGAAACCUAGCCCUCACCCACAAACAAUCCUCUGCUUUUAGCUCUCAAGCCGCGUCUCGUCGGGGUAUUGUGGAAGAAAUUACACACAAGGAUUUUUUUUCCUGAUCUGUAUUCACAUAAGAUGGAUAAUAUAAACGUGGAGUCGGUGGAGAAGGAGUGCGGGGCGCUCGGUGGAUUAUUCCAGGCGAUUGUCAAUGAUAUGAAGUGUUCAUAUCCUGUCUGGGAAGACUUCAGUGCCAAGGCCACCAAGCUGCACUCUCAACUCCGAACCACGGUUUUAGCAGCCGUGGCAUUUCUGGAUGCCUUUCAGAAGGUGGCAGACAUGGCGACCAACACAAGAGGUGCCACCAGAGACAUCGGAUCAGCGCUUACCCGCAUGUGUAUGAGACAUCGCAGCAUUGAGGCUAAACUACGCCAUUUUACUAAUGCUUUGAUGGAGAGCCUGAUCACUCCGCUACAGGACCGUAUUGAAGACUGGAAGAAGACAGCCAACCAACUGGACAAGGACCAUGCCAAAGAGUAUAAACGGUCUCGUCAUGAAAUAAAGAAGAAAUCGUCAGACACCAUGAAAUUACAGAAAAAAGCCAGGAAAGGCCGGGGGGACCUUCAGCCACAGCUGGACAGUGCAAUGCAGGAUGUGAAUGACAUGUACCUGCUGAUGGAGGAGACGGAGAAACAGGCGGUGCGGCGUGCUCUAGUGGAGGAGAGAGGACGCUUUUGUACCUUCAUCAGCUUCCUGCAGCCAGUAGUGAAUGGAGAGAUUGCAAUGUUGGGAGAGAUCACUCAUCUUCAGGCCAUUAUUGAUGACCUCACUGUGUUAACCUCAGAGCCCCACAAACUGCCCCCGGCCAGUGAACAGGUAAUAAAAGACCUUAAGGGUUCUGAUUACUCUUGGUCCUACCAGACUCCCCCCUCUUCUCCCAGCAGCUCCGGCUCCAGGAAAAGCAGCAUGUGCAGCAGUGUAAACAGCGCCCAUAGUAGCGCCUCUCGAUCCUCUGGUGGCUCUCAGACUCACUCACCCAGUUCGUCCUGUCGCUACCGCAGCCUGGCCCAACCGCUAACCACCGCUGCACACCGCCUCAGCAGCGUCUCCUCCCACGACUCCGGCUUCAUCUCGCAGGACGCCAACGUCUACUCCAAACCUCCAUCACCCAUGCCCUCCGAUAUAACCAGCCAGAAGUCUUCAAGUUCAGCGUCCUCAGAAGCAUCUGAGACCUGCCAGUCAGUUAGUGAGUGUGGCUCUCCAACCACAGACUGGUCCAAGGUAGGUUCCAGUGAGCUGCCGCUGGCCAGCACACUUCAGAGGAGGAAGGAGCCUCUGGAUAGGCUGAGGGAGGCAGAAACCUCUCCUCAGUCACAGGGGUAUUCUGGGAUGCAUUCAGAAGACCACCAGAGGCCAAGGAUGAACCCGGCCACUACAGCUGCCAAGCACAGUGAGGAGGUUUCCCCGGCUGCUAGUGAUCUAGCUAUGGUCCUGACACGAGGCCUCAGCAUGGAGCAGCAGAAGAGCAGCCGAGACUCUCUUCAGUACUCUAGUGGAUACAGCACUCAGACAACCACCCCAUCUUGCUCUGAAGAUACCAUCCCCUCACAGGGCUCUGACUACGAUGUUUACUCAGUAAACGGAGAUACUGAGGCCGACGGUCAGGCUGAAUUCGAUAAAUCCUCCACAAUUCCCCGUCACAGUAAUAUCGCCCAGAACUACCGGCGCAUGAUACAGACUAAGCGUCCCGCCAGCACAGCAGGCCUGCCCAGUGGAGUGGGUGCCCUGGGCGGACCACCCGGCGGAGGGGGCGGUAUUCCAGGUACAGCCACCAUUCGGCGAACGCCGUCUACAAAGCCGGGGGUGAGGCGCACCCUCUCCAGCGCUGGCCCUAUACCUAUACGCCCACCCAUUGUGCCAGUCAAGACCCCCACUGUGCCUGACUCACCCGGCGGGUACACUGGCCCUCCCGCCCGUGUGGGCAGUGAAGAAUGUGUCUUUUAUGUGCCGGAUGACCCCUCCCCAGGAGCGCUGGAGUAUGUGAAGGCCUCUCCGAAGCGGCUGAGCCUGCCCAACACAGCCUGGGGCUCAGGGGGCGCAGGAGGCUUAGAGAUGAGCGUCUACGCCCAACCGGGUGAAGAAGACCACCUGCUGGCUGCCAAUCGCCACAGUCUGGUGGAGAAGAUCGGGGAGCUGGUGGCCAGCGCUCAAGCAUUAGGUGAGGGCCAGUUCCCUUUCCCAUCGCUUCCAAACCAGCCCCCGCCAGGUCCCGAGUCCCAAACCGAUCCUGAAGCGCCCCAGGAGGGUGAGGACAUGCUGAGGUCUAUUCGUCGAGGGGUGCGACUGCGCAAAACCGUCUCCAACGAUCGCUCAGCGCCCCGGAUUUUGUGAUGCCUCCUGGAGAGAUGGGAGAAUAUGAGCGAAGUAACCCAGAAAAAAAAAAAAACUUCACAAUGACUCUUUAGAAAAUGAGCUAUGAAAAAGAGGAUAAAAAAAAUUAAAUGUUUAAAAUCAUUAGAGAAAAUAAUGAAUAACAGUAAUGAAAAAAGUAAAUGAUAUGUAACAGCAGGCUCAGGCCACUAUAACUCUUAGCGUGUCCGAACGCAUGUUUGUCUUAUUAACACGCCCAUCACCGCGGCAUAGUUGAACUUUAGUGAGACAAUUAACUACUGACAGAAAAAAGGGACCAGGAUGUCCGCAUGGUCCCUGUAGAAUAACGGCCCUCCCCAAAUUAUGGACACCAGGAAUCAGUGCUUGAGAAGCUCACGGGGCAAGCAGGGGCUUGUCGCAAAUCCUUGCCCCUCCACAAGGCUCUCUCUAACCCCGCCCUCACCUCCAGUAAAACUGCCAUCAGAUCCUGAAAGUCUUGUGGUAUCGCUGUUGUGUGUUGGUCUGCAGUCUGGAGGUGAGCAGGGCUCUGCUGCAGGUCAGCUCGUGGUUGUGUAGAGGGACAGGAUUUAUCUUUUGUUUGUACGCUUCUGUUGUCUUGUUUGUUUUAUUUACGAGCAGUUAAUCACCUCCUAGCUCCGAAGCGUAGGAAACGUUCAUGUCAGGUAUGUGGAUUUGUGUAGAUUUAGGGUGAAAAACCGCCAUGAUAAUGUGGAGCAAUAACGCUUUUUCCUUUUUUUUUUCCUUUGAUGGGGGAAGGUUUCGAAGAUCAGCUUUGAAUAAAGUUGUGCAUUUUUGAUGUUCAGGUGUCUUUGGGGAAGCAGAUGCUUUCGAAGACUUCUUGUUGAGUCUAAUUAUGGCUUAUUUAAAAAGAAAAUAGAAAGGAUGCAGAGCACUUUUAAGGCCUAGUUUUGACCACUAGUUGUCACUGUGGCCACACUGUGUGUGGUGAAUGCUGUGAGACGCCGCGGUCACGUGCCCUGGUACAUAGGGAGACGAAUGCGUGUAGCAAUGUUAUGAUAUAGGAAAAAAGAGAGAGAUGGGAUGUGAAGCAGAGAUGGACCUAAGAAGAAUGAUUUGGCAACAAUUUGCAGUAGGAUCAAAUUGCUUACAGUAUUAGUGAAUGUAUUAGGUAUCACAAACUAACGAACAUAAUUUAUCUAAAUUAAAAUUAAUUUCUACUUAUUCUUGUGCAAUUUUUUUUAUAUUUCAGAAUCUGCUAAUUUAUUAUGAAGACAAACAAUAGUACACUGCCAUUCAAAGGUUCAGCGUCAAUUAAAUUUGAAUACAUUUAUUCAACAAGUUUGCUUUGAUCAAAAGUUACAGUAAAGACAUUCAUAAUGCAACAAAAUAUAUCUGUUUCAAAUAAAUACUUUUUGUUUGAUCUUUCUAGUCGUCAAAUUAAAUGAAUCACGGUUUCCACAAAAGCAGCAAAAUAUAAUUUCAGCCCUCAAAUUUCAUCGCCCCCAAAACUUUUAAUAGUAUAUAAUUUAUAAAUUAGCACUAGAUAACUAAAGUGUUUUGUUUUGUUUUUUUUAAGUGUUGUUCAUUGUCCAUGCACACUUUGUGAUGCCUAUUGCAUUAACUGUAAACCAGCUGAAUCUGACUGCAGAUUGUGGCCAAUGAUCUUGAAAAGGAAUCGGUUGACACAUUAUAUUUAGUUUCCAAUGUGAGCCUCUAAAAUACAUUCAACUCAAUUUUGCAGGAAAUGUUCUUUUACUUGUCAAGCCUCAAACCACAGUCCCUUGCUAGAUAUUUAAGAGGGGUGGAGAGAACGAGCUAAGAUGAAGGCACACACCUGGCUGCCAUUUUUUGGGACAUCAGAAUGAACUUUGCAUCUGCAGAGGGAAGAAGGGAUGAACAAAGGAGGUGGAGAGAAUGAACUCUGAGAAGAAAACUCAUCCAGUUGUUUAUGAUAAAAGCAUUCCACUGCCUGUUUCUGAUGAUAUAGGAGUAAAUCACUAUGAGACGAAAGGUCACCUGACGUGAAGAAAAACAAUGCUCUGUGAUGAUACUGGAUGUGGAAGUGAUGCGUAGGAGGUCAAAACAUAGUUUUAGUCAUGUAGUGUCUGUUUGUGAGUGACUUUCUGUUCUCCCAAGACUCCCUAUAACCCCUGCGGUCAUACAUACUGCUGUUGUGCCAGACGCUCGCUCCUUAAUCUGACUUUUGGGUUGUUUAUUAUUUAUGUUGCAUAGAGCACUCUGUUUUAGGAAUGCCUGUAGCGCGUUCAAAAGGAAAAAGUAUGUCUGCUUUGUGACCGUAUGUACGACUGUGCUGAUCUCAAACUGAAAAUAGUGCCGUUCUGGAACGCCGAGGCCAUAUUGAGAACAGGCUGGAAUGAAAGAACAAGGCUAUGGCAAUUCAAAGCCCACACUGCCGGCCGAUCAGCAGGUCAGAACUUUAUCUUACAGUAGGGGGUCAAGGGGUGGGUGAGGAAUCAGUCGACAAGUGAAUUGAGCAGUAAUAUAGUAAAGUUUGCUGAACAAAGAGAGGGGAAAAAAUAUCAUUUCUGUCUGUUACAUAUCCACGCAUUUCAUGUGAAGCUUCAUGGCCUGCUUUAUGUAGCAACAUGACAAGGAAGUUCCAUUCACAGCAUUACAUACACAGACAAGUAAAAGCAGGAGGAUACAACAGGAAAGAAGAUGGAGAGUUGAUGAGAAGUGAAAGAAAAAGAAGAACGGAAUGAGCAAGAGUGAGAAAGACAAGGCCAGUGGAGAAUAAUUGAUGAAAGAAACGGAUAGGAAGCGAAGCGGAGAAGAAGCAAAAGGGGAGGGAAAAAAAAGACACAAAAGCCUGAUUGCAGGUAGUUGGCUUACUGUUGUCUCUUUAUUGUAACGUCAGUCUCUGAGGGUUUUCUGCUCCUAAGGUCAUGAAGCAAGAUGACAGUUAAAAGCCCCUCUGGAGUAAAAUAGGGGAUGGAAAAACUACCACUGUCACGUAUGAGCUCAAUACUCACAUACUCACACACAGCGGAUAGACUCUUUUGGUUCUCAGGUGGUUAUAUACACACUUUCUCUUUGUUUUGCAGUGUUUAACAUUACUCACGUCAUGCUCAUUUGUCUCCCGCUGAACGGCAUGAUAUGCUCACUAUAAGGCAGCCAUCACAGUUCAGCUGUGAAAAUGUAAUUUCAUUGGCUAGUUAUCUUACACUUGAAGUCUGCGAAGCUCUGGAGUCAAAAUUUGUCCAACGAACUCUCAUGCCAAUUCGUAACCAUUUUACGCUCUGGUGAAUUCAUACAGUGAGUGCGCACUCGACAUUUGCACGUUUUCGUAGCCUAUUAUCUCUUCAGCCUUUGUGUUAUGUUUUUGUAAAAGUCACACUGUACAAAUUCAUACAAAAUCACCGCCUCGUAAAAUACGAUUUCACAGCAUUACAUACACAGACAAGUAAAAGCAGGAGGAUACAACAGGAAAGAAGAUGGAGAGUUACGAAAAUACGAGAGUUACGAAAAUACGAUUUCUCAUGAGAUCGGGUUGGUUUGUCCCUGGAGCACCCCUAGUUAUAUUACGAAUUAUCAGGGAAGAGGUGGUUUAGAAAUAUAUGUGCUUUGAUGAUGUGUAAAUGUGAUUUUGGAGGGCAAUAUUUUGAUUAGUAAUAUUCUAUCUUAAGCUAUUUUGACCAUCUCCCACGCUCCCCUAAAAAGAAAUAAUUCAAACCUUUAAAUGCGUGUCUUAUAGAUAAUCUCUGUCAUUUGAGGGGAUUUGCCUGGAGAAACAUUAGUAAUUAGCACAUUGUGCAUUUUUGGUUAAUAUUUACAAAACAAACAAACCAGUGUCUUCAGUUUCGCCCUUUCAUUUGUUGGUGAACCAAACGAAUGCCAAAAAAGAAACCAAGUGAAUUGGCUAUCCUUUGUAUUUGCUUUUAAGUUAUAACUGACCAAAUCCUAUAGUGUUAGCGCACAAUCACUGAGUAUAAUGUUAGCCUUAUGCAACUUUAUGCCUUUUUGAUAUUCACUCACGCCAGCUGCACUCUAGUCUUUCCUCUGUCAUUCCAUUUCCCUUGUCAUUGUGUUUCACAUCUUUAAAAUGGCUACAGACAAUGAACGAUCUUGUGGUGCGUGUGACAGAGAGAUGAAACGCUCAUUUGCAGCCUCCCUCUUCUUCAGCCAAUCACGCGCUGUUCUUCGAAGAUGCGCCGAUUCAAAAACACCCGUCUCCCAUGCUCGGUUCAGCCCCAACGCCACGGUUUUCCCUCGCUGUCGUCUCCACGGCGAGCUCGUGUAGGGAGGGCUUGGCAACCGGGUGUCAUGGAAACUGAGCCGUGUUAGUCUGAGUUGCGAGCCUUUUCUUAUCUUAGCUGCUCGCAUACAAGGAGCAUCAUGCACAUGCAGCACAACAGAGCCCAAACAUCAGGGUCUACAGCUCAAAACUUAACCUGUGUACUGAUUAUGUCUCUUAAUUUCAUUCUCGUGUAAAAGAUAUGAGGUGUGCAUUUUUUUUUGUUGUCCCACCCCAUGCCCUCCUCUUUCCUCUGACUGAAGUUGAGUAACGCUACAGGUGCUGUUGUCUCUGUUUUCCUUCUUUCUGCUUUUCUCUCUUUACUCUUCUGCUUUAAUUUAUUGUGCUGUUUUCCUAAGGCUAACGUGCCACUGUUGCUGAUAACAUCGUUUCCUUUUUGGUAAUAUUUAUCCUUCUAAUUUUUGUUAAGUUUAGUCACAGCUAAUGUAACAAAACACACUGUGAUGAUUCCAGUAUUAAUAAAAGUUGUACUUAAACUGUG